AUGUAUCUUCAAAUCUUAAUCAAACCUUCCGAUCAACUGUUCCAACUCGUCUUGUGGCGUGACAAUCCCUCUGAAGAUAUAUCCACAUACAAACUCACUCGAGUGACUUUUGGAGUAAAUAGCUCACCCUACUUAGCGAUUCGUACCCUCCACCAGUUAGCUGAAGACGAAGGUAAAGACUUCCCUGAAGCAGCAAAUGUCUUGCGCACUCAGACUUACGUAGACGACAUUGUAACUGGAGCAGACACGGUAGAUGAAGCAAAGAACCUUCAAAAUCAACUCAUUCAACUACUCAACCGUGGCCACUUUGAACUUCGAAAAUGGACUUCAAAUUCUCCCGAGCUUCUUCAGUCUCUUCCAGACACUCAUAAAGACUCUCCAGUCUUUCUUGAAAAUACACCUGAUCCCCAUUUCUCAAUUCUUAGCCUACACUGGUCUCCAGACUCGGACAAUUUUUCAUUUCAUCUCAACCUACCGCCAAAAACACUAACUAAACGUCACGUUCUCAGUCUAGUCGCUAAAAUAUACGAUCCUUGUGGAUUUCUUAGCCCAUCGAUACCAGCACUUGCAGACAUUCAGAUCCCUAGAGCAUUGAAAAUCUCUCCAAAUUCUAGUGUUGAACUUCACGGCUUCUCAGACGCCUCUGAACGGUUUUCAGCUGUUGUCUAUGUACGAUGUUCCCAACCCAACGGAGAAGUGACUACACGUAUGGUUUUAUCCAAAACUAGAGUCGCCCCACUCAAGAAGGUGACUCUUCCACGAUUAGAACUCUGCGCUGCCCACUUAUUAGCUCAACUCGUAAACUUCUGUUGUUCUUCAUUCAAACCCUUAAUUUCACUCAACCAAUGUUAUUUGUGGUGUGAUUCUUCAGUAACCUUGAAAUGGCUUCAAACUCCAUCUUACAGGCUGAAAACAUUCGUGGCUAACAGAGUCGCCCAAACACAAGAACUUGUCCCCUAUCACUGUUGGCUUUACAUCCCUAGCAAGGAAAACCCUGCUGAUUGUGCUUCAAGAGGUAUUCUAGCCACUGAGCUUGUGUCUCACCCCCUUUGGUGGUCAGGGCCUUCUUGGCUUUCUCUCCCCCCUUCAAACUGGCCUGAUGUAACUUUUUCACCUACAGAUAUCUCAACAUUAGAUGAAGUAAAACACACUCCUCUAGCCGUACUUGUGUCAACUACUACUGAAUCUACGCUGACCAAUCUUCUCAUUAAAUAUUCUUCAUGGGAACGACUACUUAGGAUUUUUGCUUACGUCCUUCGUUUCAUACACUACUGUAAAGGUUCUGAAAAACGCCAAGGUUUCAUCUCAACACAGGAACUGAAAGACACAAAAUAUCACAUUUUUAAACUGGUACAAAAAGAAGUAUUCACAGAAGAAAUCAACUGCCUCAAAAGGAAAUCAUUUUGCUCCACUCGCUUACAACGUCUUUCACCUUUCAUUGACUCAUUUGGAUUAUUGCGUGUUGGAGGACGUCUUUCUCGGACAUCACUUCCUGAAGAUGCUCGACAUCCCAUUAUUCUGCCAAAAAAACAUCAUGUGGUAAAUCUCCUCAUUGACCACUACCAUAUCUACAAUCUUCAUUCAGGCCCUCAGCUUACUCAAGCAUUACUUUACAAACAUGUUUGGAUACUGUCUGCCCGUUGUGCCAUACGCUCUCGUAUCCAUAAAUGUGUCAGAUGUUUCAAAGUCAAACCUAGAAAUGUGUGUCCUCUCAUGGCUGAUCUCCCUCAGUCUCGUGUAACUCCUGCUCGACCUUUCCUCCACACCGGCAUAGAUUAUGCAGGGCCUUUUACUGUUAAAAUCUUCAACCUCAAGGCAGUGAGACACAUAAAGUCAUACUUUUGUACUUUCAUCUGCCUCGUCACGAAAGCUGUACAUUUGGAAGUAGUAACAGACCUAACGACUGAAUCUUUCAUUGCUGCAAUGACUCGAUUUGUAUCUCGCAGAGGACAUUCUUCCGACAUUUACUCGGAUUGUGGGUCCAACUUCAUUGGUGCUGACUCUACCCUACGCAAGAUUGUUGAAAAAUCUCUUUAUUGUCAAGACUCCAAACGGAAGAUUCAACGAUUCUCUUCACUUAAAGGCAUCGAUUUUCAUUUUAAUCCACCAGCCGCUCCGCAUCAAGGAGGAUUGUGGGAAUCGUCUGUAAAGAAUGUGAAACAUCAUCUCCGUCGAUGGACUCGGAAAUCAAAAAAUCUUGAAGUGGGUGACCUUGUUCUGGUACAUAUGGACUCACCACCUCUCUCGUGGCCUCUCGCUCGAAUUACAGCAGUUCAUCCUGGGGCUGAUGGGGUUGUGCGAGUGAUAGACUUAAAAACAUCAAGUGGCAACCUCAGAAGAUCUGCCCACAAAGUGUUUCCCCUGCCAACUGUGGAUUCGUGA
Macrosteles quadrilineatus (aster leafhopper) is the source of this 2382-nucleotide messenger RNA. RefSeq lists its product as uncharacterized. The transcript has 3 exons. Gene Ontology annotation, molecular function: nucleic acid binding. Gene Ontology annotation, biological process: DNA integration. NCBI's taxonomy places the organism in Eukaryota, Metazoa, Arthropoda, Insecta, Hemiptera, Cicadellidae. Bases 1 to 2382 code for a protein of 793 amino acids. The record is from RefSeq and is a predicted model, not a curated record.